This is a messenger RNA of Cutaneotrichosporon oleaginosum, 1874 nucleotides long. RefSeq lists its product as uncharacterized. Gene Ontology annotation, cellular component: endoplasmic reticulum membrane. The record is from RefSeq and is a predicted model, not a curated record. Lineage: Eukaryota; Fungi; Basidiomycota; Tremellomycetes; Trichosporonales; Trichosporonaceae. Gene Ontology annotation, molecular function: sphingosine-1-phosphate phosphatase activity.
CACACUCUCACAUCCUACUUCCCGCUUCUCCUCGGCCCCGUCUUCCAUCUGCAUCUACCGUUGCGACAUUCACCGACACAUGUCCACUGCAGAAGCAGAGAGCCAGCCCAAGAGGGUGUACAUUGAGGCGGGACUCCAGCCGGACAGCGUGUACGCUGCUGCUUUGUCGCCAUGGCGCGACAGCCUCCGACGCUCACUCGUCGCGUCUCUCAACGCAGAGAGCGAGUGGAUAGCAUCCGUGCAGCGCGAGUACCGCUCCAAAGGCCGUGACAAGUUCUUCUUUUGGUCAGCCGUCUUUGGCAGUGAGUCCGCCAUCACGAAGCCGACUCGCACAUGCGGAAAGCUGUCUAGCACCUCCCAUCGCUCUCUCCUAUAUCCUAGCUCUCCUCCCCUUCGUUACCCAAUGGCGCUGACAGAAGCACACACUUUCUUCACUGCUUUCCUCCCGCUGCUCUUCUUUCUCGGGCACGCCGACAAGGCUCGCGGAUUGGUGUUCAUUGUCGGCCUCGGAAUCUACUUCUCUUGCGUUGUCAAGGACAUCGUGUGCUCACCUCGUCCCUACGCGCCGCCGGUCACCCGCCUGUCCGUCUCGACACAUCAUCGCGAGUAUGGAUUCCCAUCGUCGCAUUCGACAAACUCCAUUUCUAUCGCCCUUUUCCUCGGCCAGUGGCUGUGGGAGCAGCACGACUCCGCUGGCUCGAUGGCCGUUGUGCUUGGUUGGAUCGGCUUGGCCUUCUACUUCGUGAGCGUUGCCGGAGGGCGCAUCUACACGGGCAUGCACUCGCUCCCGGAUAUCAUUGGCGGCACGCUGCUUGGCACCCUCUGCUGGAUCAUCUGGGUUGUCUUAGGCUCGUCAAUCAGCGCAUGGGUCGAGAGCGGCUCCCUCUCCGUCCCUAUCAUCAUGGUCCCUCUCACUCUGGGUCUUGUGCACUACCACCCGGAGACGCCCGAUGAUUGCCCGUGCUUCGAGGACGCCAUUGCCAUCCUCGCGGUCAUCCUUGGAGUUACGAUGGGUUGGCUGCUUUCCAUCCGUGAGCCGCAGUUUGCCCCGUCCGCCACCGUAUGGCGCUACGGUGUCGUGUGGGCAGUCCCCGCUGUCGUCCUGCGUGUAGUGCUCGGCAUUGGCACCAUCUUCCUUUGGCGUUUGGUGAUGAAGAAGACUCUUCUCACGAUCCUUCCGCCCGCAUUCCGCCUUUUCUCAAAGGUCCUCGAUGUUCCGCUUCCAACACGCAAGUUCUACCUGCCCGCGACCAACUAUAAUGAGGCCCAGACGCCCAUUCGUCCCAUCCCCUCAUUCGCAGAGCUCGGCCAUCUUCGCGAUGCAUCGCCUGGCUCGCCCUCUCCGCUCACCUCGCCAUUACACAUCACCCGGUCUCCUUCGCCCCUCAAGCUGGAAAAGGAGGCGCUGCGCACGCGUCUAAGACAUAACGCCUCAAACGGCAACGGAAGCACAUCAGGCUCUGACAGCGGAUACUCGCCCAGCCUGGAGAAAGAACUAGCGAUGGCUGAGGAGCGCAAAGGGUCGCGCGGGCGCAAGCGCCCUACACCGCACUACGAUGCCGAGGUCCUCACAAAGGUCGUUGUGUACACGGGUAUUGGGCUCCUCGCUUCCGCCAUCAUCCCAGCAUGCUUCCCGAGUAUUGAAGGCGCCCUGGGAUUGCCGUGAGAGCAAAAAAUCACGAGAUCCACAACACAACAGCACACUACAUCCCCGGACUCACAUGACAUGUCACCAGCAUCUUCCCCUGCUCUCCAGACGUUUUUCGAUCACCUGCAGCUCUUGCCCCUUAGUCCACUUACUCACUCUCCAGCUGACACAGUGUCCCCUAAGAGGCGCGUCGUCUGGCGACGAAGAGGUGCAUGCCGUGUCGGGC